This is a messenger RNA of Phaeodactylum tricornutum CCAP 1055/1, 2598 nucleotides long. It is a transcript of the gene PLC-delta, whose product is annotated as phospholipase C isoform delta. Gene Ontology annotation, biological process: phosphatidylinositol-mediated signaling; lipid metabolic process. Gene Ontology annotation, molecular function: phosphatidylinositol-4,5-bisphosphate phospholipase C activity. The record is from RefSeq and is a predicted model, not a curated record. The coding region runs from base 1 to 2598 and encodes 865 amino acids. Lineage: Eukaryota; Bacillariophyta; Bacillariophyceae; Surirellales; Neidiaceae. The transcript has a single exon.
AUGCCUCCUACUUCCAUAGUGAGAAGCAGCAAGAAGAAAGGGACAAGUAUAAAUUCCACGGGCAUGGCAGCUCCUAAAACAAGGGUGUCUUCCAAGCAGCAUCGCAUACACUUUUUACACGCUCUAGGAUUCAUCAAAAUCCCUCGUCACUUAUAUGAAGGCGUACGAGUGCUCAUUGUUGCCGCAAGCGGCAAGACUCAAUCCGCACAACUUCGGCUUUCGGCGGAUAAGUUUACUCUAUGGAUCCGAACGACAAAAAAUGCCAAAUCCUACUUUGCCAAAACAGUCACGGAAGACCGGGCAAUCGAUGUUGGUGAAAUUGAUCGAAUUCAACGAGGGCAGUCAACACAACAGUUCGAAAAAGCCAAAAAGAAGCAAAUACACGGUACCCCUACAACUCCCGUUGCGCAACCUAAACUACAUCGCAACAUGAGCUCGGGAUCCAAUAGUGUGACCUCGUCGUCCGCCGGUGGCGCCUCAUAUAGUACUGCGAUGAUUCAACAUUUUGAUCCAGAGCUUUCCUUCAGUAUCGUUUUCCGCGGUGCCCAUACUCUAGAUCUUAUGGCCAUGGAGGUAGACGAAUGCGACGAGCUAACGACGACGCUGGAUCGAAUUUUGGAGGCUUAUCAACGAGCCAAGACUCGUGUCGCUAACGACGUACUCUUGCUACGGUACGUAUGGCUCGACGUAGAUAAGGAUAAGACGGGGUACAUGAAUGUGUCAACGAUUGGCAAAGUGUUUGGACAAAUCAAUUUCGAAAUGAAGACGAAGGAUCUGCACGCGAACUACGAAAAGUUUGGCAAGAUCUUGGGUUUAGAUAGGAGUGGUCGUCGAAGAGGACUGACUUUUGAGCAGUCAGCAGGAUUUUUGCACUAUAUAAGGAGGAACACGUGGAUGGUGAAGCCUGUAAAUGUGAUUUGGAACGAAAUCUUUGGAGAGGUAAUGAAUAACGGCAAGAAGAGGGAGACGGUUUCAGACAAGACAUUUCUCGAGCAUUUCAUGCGUGGGAAGCAAGGACAAAUGAAGACCACAAUUUUAGACGUUCGCAAGCUCUUUCGGAAAAUGCAUGAUAUGGAAAUUUCGCACGACUCGUCUGCGGAAAAGAUGGAUCUGAAUCGAAUCACAAAGGAUCAGUUCGAGGCCUUCCUAUUCGCAAGCGAGAAUGAUGCAUUCGAUCCAGAAAAAGAGGAGUUUGACAUGUCUGAUAUGACUCAGCCACUGUCAGAAUAUUGGAUCAAUAGCAGCCACAAUACAUAUUUGGUCGGGGACCAGUACACAUCACAAUCGAGUGUAGAAAUGUACUCUAAUGCACUGUACCGUGGUUGUCGAUGUCUCGAACUCGACAUUUGGGAUGGGAGCAAGACUUUGAAUGGCACCCCAAUCCCGGUGGUGUGGCACGGUCACACAAUGACAACGAAGAUUCUUUUUGUUGAGAUUAUCAAGACUAUCAAAGUAUUUCUGAAUUUUCAUCCCGACACCUUUCCUCUUAUUCUCUCCUUUGAAAAUCACUGCAGCCUGGCGUACCAAGAAGUAAUGGCGGAGCAAUUAAUCCGAGUUUUGGGUGCAUCACUUUACAUUCCCACCGAGGCGUCUCUUCAUGGCGAGCUUCCUUCGCCCAAACAACUGCGUGGAAUGGUAAUUAUUAAAGGCCGCCGCCCAAACGGUACAGAAGCUGAUGCGUACGACACUGAUGAUGACGCCUCCGUUGAUUAUGGUGCGACUAGUUUGAUCGGUGGGUUAGUCCUGGACGGUCUGGAGGAAAACGCCAAUCUAGAAAAACACGGUGUUUCACCGAAUCUAGCGAGGUUGACACUAUUUCACGGGAACAAGCACAAAACAUGGGAAGAGUCUUUGUGGUCUCCGCGUUAUCACAUGCACUCGUUCAGUGAAAACAAAGUUCGUAGCAAAUGCAGACACAAGGAAGCGCAAACAUGGAUCAUGUACAAUCAGUCGCACAUGAGUCGGACCUAUCCUGCUGGAGCACGUGUAGAUUCUAGCAACUACAACCCGCUCCUUGCAUGGUCGACAGGGUGUCAACUUGUUGCAUUGAAUUUUCAAACUCAAGAUGCCUUUCUGAAACUGAAUGAUGGGAGAUUCCGAGAAAAUGGGAACUGUGGUUACGUGCUUAAACCAUCGUCGCUGAUGGUCAAUGAUGGAUAUUCCCCCAAUCGUGCAGCGGUACGCAUUUCUAUCCGGGUUUUGAGCGGUUCGUGUUUGCCAAAACCGAUAGGACAGCGAAGCGGAGACUGCAUUGAUCCUUACGUCAAGGUUUCGGUAUUCGACAUAAAAAAUGACGAAAAGGAAAGCAUAAUUUCAUAUCCAACGUCCAUUGCACACGCCAACGGUUUCUUUCCAAUUUGGUCUCAGGAAAAGUUUUCCUUUACUAUAGAAAACUGGGCAGUCGCUAUGUUACAACUGACUGUAUACGAUAAGACGAAGGAUGAGUUCAUCGCAAGCUCUUCCAUUCCUGUAUCCUGCCUGCGGCGAGGAAUUCGGAGUGUUAAACUGUAUGAUGCCACGAAUACUCGGAGUGGCGCAUUCGCUUUUGCUUCGCUCUUACUGGAUCUAAAGAUGGGCCAUGUAGUUGCGGAAAUUUAA